Molecule: messenger RNA, 369 nt
Organism: Striga asiatica
Lineage: Eukaryota; Viridiplantae; Streptophyta; Magnoliopsida; Lamiales; Orobanchaceae
Source: the annotation of a GenBank genome assembly
AUGGGUGUUAGUCAUGCAACUAUGCAGGGCUCGCACUUGGAGAGGUUUUCCACAAGCGAUUCAAAGAACGAUAAGAAAUAUAUCUCUAAUAGCAAGGGUGUGCUCAAAAGUGAAAUUGAUGAAUUGGAAAAUAGAGACGUUGUUUUGCUAUAUGAAACUGAUGAGGAGUCAGAUUUUCUUACUCUCCUGCAGAGAAGAUCACAACAAUGGGCUGCUUUCAAAAUGGAUCAGUCAUGGGGCCUUAUCAAGGAUAUAAAGAGGAGUAAGAGACACAUGAUGAAGCUUCGGGUCGUCUCCAGUUUCGAGAGAAGUUUCAAUGCCACAUACCGAAACUACUUGGAAAUAGUGUUCCAUGACAAGGAGGUUUGA